Molecule: messenger RNA, 1166 nt
Organism: Emericellopsis atlantica
Lineage: Eukaryota; Fungi; Ascomycota; Sordariomycetes; Hypocreales; Bionectriaceae
Product: calcineurin, beta subunit
Exons: 7
Coding region: 460-984 (174 amino acids)
Molecular function (GO): calcium ion binding; calcium-dependent protein serine/threonine phosphatase regulator activity
Source: RefSeq, a predicted model, not a curated record
UUGAAUUAAUUAUUAUACGUACGUACUUACGUAGUAGUAAGGUGGUCUUACGACGACUUGACCUUGCGCGUGUGUAAGGCAACUGUAAUAUGCAAAUGAUCGGUGAGAACAUUGAGAGAUUGUUUGUUCAACGAAUAAAUGUUAAGCUCACAAUGAUCACAAUUGUUUAGCUGCGAACUUUAAACUACCUACUACGUACUCCUGCGACCAAGUCAUGACCCAAGUACUGGACUAGGGGUGUGGUCCGUGCGCUAAGCGUCGACUUGCCCCUCCACGAUUGACGGCAACCCGUUUGAAGCAGCACAGCAUCAUUCUGAGCAUCCACAAAGCGAUCUUACAUACACUAUCUCUCGCCAAGCUUGGCAUUCGGGCAUACUACCACCUUCAAAUCACUUGACAUCAUUUGAUUUUCGACAUCUCUACGGACGACAGACCCUUACCGCUUCUUCGCCAGCCAACAUGGGUAACACACCCAGCUCCGUCCUCGACAGCAUAGUCGAGGGCUCCAACUUUGACAGGGAAGAGGUUGACCGCUUGCGAAAGCGAUUCGAGAAGCUUGACAGGGAUAACUCCGGCACGAUCGAGCGCGACGAGUUCCUCAGUCUUCCUCAGAUAUCCUCGAAUCCUCUUGCAACACGGAUGAUUGCCAUCUUCGACGAAGAUGGUGGCGGCGAUGUGGACUUUGAAGAGUUCGUUAAGGGACUCAGUGCCUUCAGCAACAAGGGAAACAAGGAACAGAAGCUGCGGUUCGCGUUCAAGGUCUACGACAUUGACCGUGACGGCUACAUCAGCAACGGCGAGCUCUUCAUCGUGCUCAAGAUGAUGGUUGGCAGCAACCUCAAGGACCAGCAGCUGCAGCAGAUUGUUGACAAGACGAUAAUGGAGGCCGACAUGGACAAAGACGGCAAAGUCAGCUUCGAGGAGUUCACCAAGAUGGUAGAGAACACUGAUGUCAGCAUGAGUUUGACUCUCGAUCAGUUCUAGAUUACAAGCGAAAUGAUGUUCUUUCGACACUGGCUUUGAGCCAUCUUGCGCAUAGCACGACUUUGUGCGGAAGAUACUGCUCACCGCGUCGAGAUCACCUGCGCAUAAGUUGAAGAAAUGCGCGAACACGGACCGACUGCAACUCGAUAAAUUCCAUCAGCAGACUGAAGAUGCGUACUGCG